This is a messenger RNA of Penicillium nucicola, 1338 nucleotides long. RefSeq names its product flavin-containing monooxygenase. The record is from RefSeq and is a predicted model, not a curated record. The transcript has 9 exons. The coding region runs from base 1 to 1338 and encodes 445 amino acids. NCBI's taxonomy places the organism in Eukaryota, Fungi, Ascomycota, Eurotiomycetes, Eurotiales, Aspergillaceae.
AUGUACAAACGAAAGACGUUGUACAGCGACGUUGUUAUCAUCGGAGCAGGCUUGUCGGGAAUCGACAUGGCAUGCCAGCUCCAACGGCAACUACAUGUUAAUGACUAUGUGAUUUACGACCGCGCUCGAGAAUUGGGUGGAGCUGUUGAUAUACCUGGCGCUUUAUAUUCGCUGUCAUGGUUCCCGAAUCCAGACUUCACCAGCCUAUUUCCUUCCCAGCCGGAAAUCUUAUCCUAUAUCCAACGUGUCGCUCGCGCUUACCAUGUCACUGAACAUGUGAGACCUCGGACCGAAUGGAAAGGUGCCCAGUGGGUAGAAGCUUCAAGUCGAUGGCAUGUCUAUCUCCGCGAUUUGAAGACAGGUGAAGAAUUCAUCCACGAAGCCAAAGUGCUGAUCUCUGCUGUCGGGGGCUAUACAAAUCCCAAGUUCCCCGUUCUCCCUGGCUUGGAGCGGUUCGAGGGCCCCGUCGUGCAUACUGCCCAAUGGGACAAGGAGUACGACCUCCGAGGCCUCAACGUGGCCGUGAGCCCACAACAUUACGUGCCGAUGCCCAUGGGCAAUUACCGAUUUGGAAAGGCAUUGCGCUUUUGUUUCUCCUACAUUCCACUUACCUUGCUCCUUAUCCGAUGGGGGAUCUUUUGGAUCCUUGACACAACACUUAGGCAAUUUUACAACAACCCCAAAGGGAACAAAUUGAGGGAGAAGAGAGCAUCUGAUAGUCAGAGCUAUCUUACGGAGAACGCUCCUGAGAAAUACUGGCCAUUGCUCACCCCAAGCUAUGAACUUGGAUGCAGACGAAGGAUACUGGAUAACAACUACAUCCGGACGCUUCGCAACCCUAGAAUGAAGCUGGAGUAUCCGGUUGAUUUUAUCAUUUUGGCGACGGGAUUCAAGUUCACGCAAUGGAAGGCCGAAUCUGUGAUAGGCAGGCAGGGCAAAUCGUUGAAACAGCACUGGGACGAUCAAGGUGGUAUCGGUGCUUACAAGUCCGUGGCAAUGAACAACUUCCCCAAUAUGUUCUAUUUACUUGGCCCAAAUUCUGGCAGUGGACACACAUCUGUUCUUUUUGCGAUCGAGUGCUCGGUCAAUCUGAUUAUUAGGAUUGCACGUCCUAUACUUCAGCGACAGGCAUCAGUUGUCGAGGUGAGCAAAGGGGCUGAGGUCGAGUGGUCUGACACGAUGCAGACUGCUCUCAGCAAAACGGUGUUGGCGCGUACCUGUUCCAAUCAAUAUACCGACCCAGAAACUGGAUGGAACUUCUUUUCAUACCCUUUCAGUUCAUUGUGUUUCUGGGUUGGCACGAGGUUUCCUACAAUGAAGCACUGGGAGUAUCGAUAG